This is a messenger RNA of Heterobasidion irregulare TC 32-1, 1910 nucleotides long. Its product is annotated as putative nickel transport protein. Gene Ontology annotation, molecular function: nickel cation transmembrane transporter activity. The record is from RefSeq and is a predicted model, not a curated record. Lineage: Eukaryota; Fungi; Basidiomycota; Agaricomycetes; Russulales; Bondarzewiaceae. Bases 1 to 1494 code for a protein of 497 amino acids. Gene Ontology annotation, cellular component: plasma membrane. Gene Ontology annotation, biological process: nickel cation transmembrane transport. The transcript has 13 exons.
AUGCUUCCACUGCUCCCGCCUCUCCGCCUUGCGCUCCCUGGUAGCCAUCGUCGACUGACCCUCUUUGGCCGCUCACUGCUCCUCUUAUCCGCCGAACUCCUCGCCAAUGCCGCCUGUUGGAUUGUUGCAGGCAUUCUGUUUGGAAAAGAUCCUGGGAGACAACCUAUCUUGAGUUUGUCCCUGCUGGCCUGGACGAUCGGGCUGAGGCAUGCAUUGGAUGCGGACCACAUCAGCGCAAUCGACAAUGCAACCCGGGGUCUCAUCAGCCUAGGACAGCUUCCCGUCACAUGCGGGCUGUUCUUCUCCCUCGGACAUAGCACAAUCGUCAUAGUAGUAAAUAUCGCGAUUGCCAUUAGCACUGACGUUGCCGACAAGAUUGGCGGGGUCGGCGAUGUCGGCGGCAUAGUCGGUGGGCGCAACAGUGUAUCUGCUAUCUGUGCGGCCUUCUUGUUUAUCGUCGGCAUGGCCAAUUCGAUUAUCCUUUACAGGAUAUUGAGGAAACGCCGCCAGAAUAAAGUGCGUCGAGCCGAGCAGCUCGCUCGUGGGGAAACCCCGAAUGAUAUGGAUGACAUCAUAGAAGACGAGGUCAAUUAUAACAAAACAAUCAUGAUGAAGGUCAUAGGUCCCGUCGUGAAGUUUGUGGACCGUCCGUGGAAGAUGUAUCCUGUGGGCGUCCUAUUCGGCUUCGGCUUCGAUACCGCAUCCUCGAUCGCGCUGCUGGCCGUAUCUGCGAUAGCCAAGAAAGGCUCUGAUGGGAAGUCCAUUCCUUCAUCGGAGAUUGUAGUUCUCCCACUUCUGUUUACAGCAGGGAUGACUCUGCUGGACUCCCUUGACUCCAUCUUGAUGCUCUAUUCCUACUCUGGCUUCCCUGAGCGGUCAUUCGCCCUCUUUGAGCCGAUAUCCGAGGUGCCGCAAAACGCGACAAUUAUGGCACAGGCGGCUGCAGCGGACGUCGAUGCUACAGCGGCAGCUACCCGACCAUCCCGCGUUGGAGAUGUCGAGCAGCCGUCUCAUCCUCCCACGAUAAAUGAAGUGGUAGUUGACAGGCCAACGGAAAGCUCGCCGAAAAGUAGUCGCUCGCAGGCAGACCUUCUCAUCCAAGGUGCAGGCAUUGACCACACAGAUGCCGAUUCAAAUAUCGUUGCAGUGGAAGAGACAGCGAGCAGGGAGCAGAAAGUGAAGAGGAAUUUGAUGUCGGGGCUGAGUAUCAUACUCACAUUUAUGAGCAUCAUGGUUGCGUUCAGUAUAUCCCUAAUCACGAUCAUGGGUAUGAUAGGUGACAAUUGUACUCGAUGUCAGGAGGCCAUGAACGCCGAUGACGGGGGAGGGCUUGCGGGACGUUGGUGGAGAUUUUGGGCCGCAGCAAACGGCAACUCGGGGUAUAUCGGGGCUGCUAUUGUCGGGGUAUUCCUGUUCAUCGUCGGCAGCUGGUAUGGGAUUCGUUGGGCAUUCCGCAAAUUGCUAGCGCGUCGACAGCGGCCCAUGUCGCGAUAAAAGUGAUCAACGGAACGAUGAAGAUAUGGGUGGAUAGACGCUGUUGGUUCCUGGAUAUCCCCGAUCAGCAUCCGUUCAUCAUACGUAGCACUGACACUGCAAGAAGGGAACUAGCAGGAUCUUGGCCACAAGAAAGGACCUGAGGCACUUGGAGGGUUUGUUGAUGGCCGUGCUUCAUGGUCCGAUGUGAAGAAUGAAAAAGUUGGUUCAGUUGAGUUAAUCGUACGCCAGUCAUUUCCAUUCAGGAAGUAUACUCGUUGUAGUAAAGGAUCACUUGGCCACGAUCUAACUCACGCGUUCUUCGCCGAGGUUUAGACGGCUGAGUGUUCAAACGCGCAGAGAGGCUUACUUUUGUCGCUUUUGCCAUUCCUGCUCUACGUGCUUUUGGUAGUUGAAAGAUGAUACACAGCUAUUCC